CCAUGGAAACUGGCUUUAGCCCGUUGCUAUACUAACACAGGGUUAAGUGUCCGGGUUUCACACAAAUUGGGCAACAGGUUUGAGCUUUAUGCCUUUCUCAGAAAUCAAUCACUGUUUCGCCUCACUCUUCCGAUUCGCAGUUUUUCACGUUCUUCCGUUCUUCGAGAAGCCGCAGGCAAAGGCAGUUUAUCGGGAUCACCACGUUGGCCCGGUGACAAAAGGCAGAUUCAGCUUUUUACAGUUCUCGGUGUGGCUGCAUUCUGGUUCGGACUUUUCACAUAUGGUGAAUAUUUUAGUUCGCGGACCAUCACUUGGAAGGAGUUUGUUGAGAACUACUUAAAAGCGUGCGUCCAUUUUGCUAUAAUUAUUUUGCAAUAA
Messenger RNA from Protopolystoma xenopodis, 378 nucleotides. The record is from the annotation of a GenBank genome assembly. NCBI's taxonomy places the organism in Eukaryota, Metazoa, Platyhelminthes, Monogenea, Polystomatidea, Polystomatidae.